This is a messenger RNA of Gavia stellata (red-throated loon), 825 nucleotides long. RefSeq names its product kallikrein-14-like. Gene Ontology annotation, molecular function: serine-type endopeptidase activity. Gene Ontology annotation, biological process: proteolysis. The transcript has 5 exons. Lineage: Eukaryota; Metazoa; Chordata; Aves; Gaviiformes; Gaviidae. The record is from RefSeq and is a predicted model, not a curated record. The coding region runs from base 1 to 825 and encodes 274 amino acids.
AUGGAGGUGCGAGCCAUGGUGGCCCCCAGGCUAUGGGGCACCGUGAAGCUGCUGGGAGCCUUGAUCUUGGUGGCGUCCACGGCGUCCUCAGUGGCAGGUGAAACGCGCGUGGUGGGCGGCAUGGACUGCGAGCCCCACUCGCAGCCGUGGCAGGUGGCCAUCCUCGACAUGUACAAGCUCUACUGCGGCGGCGUCCUCGUGGCCAGGCAGUGGGUGGUGACGGCGGCCCACUGCACCAGCAGAGGCCUGCGCCUCCGCCUGGGAGAGAACGACCUGCAGCGGCAGGAGGGGACGGAGCAGGACCGGUUGGUGGCCAAGGCCAUCCCCCACCCCGCCUUCGACCCCACCACCCUCGACAACGACCUCAUGCUCCUCAAACUGAACCGGCCGGUGGCGCUGGGCCGCGCCGUGCGGCCCCUCCCUCUCCCCCGCGCCUGCGCCCCCCCCGGCUCCACCUGCCUGGUCUCGGGCUGGGGCACCAUCACCACCCCCCAAGGUGAGCGCAGCCCCACCGUCAACCCGGAGGAGACGCGUAUGACCCUCCCCCGGCACCUGAUCUGCGCCUACGUGGAGAUCGUCCCCCCCGCCGCCUGCCGCCGCGCCUACCCCCAGCGCGUCACCCCCAACAUGCUCUGCGCCGGGGUGCGCAACCAGCGCAUCGACUCCUGCCAGGGUGACUCCGGGGGGCCACUGUCCUGCAACGGGACCCUCCAAGGCAUCGUCUCGUGGGGGCUGCAGACCUGCGCCCUGCCCGGGCGGCCGGGGGUCUACACCCGCGUCUGCAACUACGUGGGCUGGAUCCUGCGCACCAUGAACCGCAACUAA